UCCUAACCUGAACAUUUCUGGAGACCCAGAGAUGUGAAGGACUGCCGGGAUUAUGCUCUCCCAGAGUCUCUCUGGAGUGCAGAUCCCUUGGCUGUGUGGCCACAUCCCCCCUUCCUCUAAGGCCUUCCCCGACCAUAUAAGGAGAGGCAGCUGCUGGGGGCGUCCCCAGUAUCUAAAGAUAGCGGUCUCUGCUUCGGACUCCAAACGCCACCGGGUAGCAGGAGCCGCCAUGGCAAGGCAGCAUGCCAGGACGCUGUGGUAUGACAGGCCCAAAUAUGUGUUCAUGGAGUUUUGUGUUGAGGAUAGCACCGAUGUCCACGUGCUCAUCGAAGACCACCGCAUUGUGUUCAGCUGCAAGAAUGCGGAUGGAGUGGAGUUGUACAAUGAGAUUGAGUUCUAUGCUAAGGUGAACUCCAAGGACUCCCAGGAUAAACGCUCCGGUCGUUCCAUUACUUGUUUUGUGAGGAAAUGGAAGGAGAAGGUGGCCUGGCCUCGACUCACCAAAGAGGAUAUCAAACCGGUGUGGUUGUCUGUGGACUUUGAUAACUGGAGAGACUGGGAGGGGGAUGAAGAGGUGGAGCUGGCUCAGGUGGAACACUAUGCAGAGCUUUUGAAGAAGGUCAGCAUCAAGAGACCUCCCCCUGGCAUGGAUGACCUGGAUGAUGAUUCUGACAGUGCUGAUGCAACAAGCACUUGAGUAUGGCUCCAUCAGAUGGCAGGAUAGGAGAGUAGACUGGUGGGGCUCCUGACUUCCUACCAAUUGGCUGUAAUCUUUGUGCUUGGGCCACUCAUCAGGGCUCUCUUGAGUAUUUGAGCAUGUGUGUGUAGUAGAGCAAAAGCCAAAGAAGCAGCGUAUAGAUUAUAAUAAAUCUGUAAGAACAA
Messenger RNA from Neofelis nebulosa (Clouded leopard), 882 nucleotides. It is a transcript of the gene PTGES3L, whose product is annotated as prostaglandin E synthase 3 like. Gene Ontology annotation, biological process: protein folding; chaperone-mediated protein complex assembly. Gene Ontology annotation, cellular component: nucleus; cytosol. Bases 53 to 697 code for a protein of 214 amino acids. The transcript is spliced from 8 exons. The record is from RefSeq and is a predicted model, not a curated record. Lineage: Eukaryota; Metazoa; Chordata; Mammalia; Carnivora; Felidae. Gene Ontology annotation, molecular function: Hsp90 protein binding; protein-folding chaperone binding.